Molecule: messenger RNA, 2780 nt
Organism: Styela clava
Lineage: Eukaryota; Metazoa; Chordata; Ascidiacea; Stolidobranchia; Styelidae
Source: RefSeq, a predicted model, not a curated record
AAAUAUUUCACACUCGCUCACAUGCACCCACACACACAACCAUACAGAAGUUAUAAAGUAAGAAGAACAUGAUAAAUUACAUACUGGUAGAUUCCCUAGAAAACACAGAUUUCCUACUGCACUAGGCCACUAGCGCUGUAGAGCAACUUAGCCGCUGCAAGCACAACAACUUACAAACUUCUAGCCUUUCAUAUCAUUCUGUCAUUCAGUCAUUGGUACACGGUGCAGUACUAUUCCAUUCCUGAAUAGGUAGAUCUGCAAGAUUUACCCAUGUAAAACAAUCAACUGUGAAUAUCCAAAUAUACCGGUACCGUAUUUGAAGAGUAGGUAGGUUUUAAGAAUAAUUCCGUGUGCAGUGUUGACUGGUUUAAAUUCAACCGCAGAGUGUCGAAGCGACAGUUUAACAGCAGUUUGUGUAUGUAAAAUGAAUUAUUUUGAUUCAUUGUGGGAAAAGACUGAUGCUCAACUGACUUUGACCAAUGUAACGGCAGCUUAUGAGAACCUGAAAAAAGAGCUUAAAACUGCAUGGGAUUCUGAGGAUUGGCAAAUAAAAGUUUUGAUGAUUGAACUCGUCCUUGUUGCUUUGUUGAUUAUUUUAAUAUUUAUUGCUUGGAAAGUGAAUGGGCAUGCAAUCAGCAAGUUACUAACCCCCGACAGUAAGAUUCUGGAAUCUAAAUUGUCAAAGUCACGGUAUUCAGCUACAACAUUAAACUGUUAUUCAAGGCAAAAUUUGAAAAAACAUGAAUAACAAGAUGCAAUCAAACACACAUCCAUCAGAAUUUACAGAUUGUUGGGGUGAUGAUGAACGCAUGAAUUUUUUGUUUUCUGCUUUUCCGGCUGAUAGAUCGGUUAACCCUCAUCACUGGGACAACAAGAUGGCGUUUUGGAAAAAAUUGAUACAAGAUAUGUCUGCAAAAUUACCUUAUGGAUAUGUCUCAUGGGAUAACUUGUUCAACAACUUGACACGUCAAGGGAAAAGACCACUUGGAUUACAAACUGUUUUUGAUGACAUGAUCCAAAAUGGGGAAAUUGUUCCAACUGCACAAUAUACACAUGAUAUCCAUGCUAAUCAGUCUUGGGUAGGAUGGGGGUUGAAUUGGUGUGUUAAAAAACCUGCUUCGUGGAUGGCUGAUAAAGUUCUCAGUCCCAUUAAAACUAGAUCAGGCCGGGACCUGAAAAAGGGCCAGUUUGUUAUUGUUUCUGCAUUGGAACACAAAUGCAAUGAAGUGAUGGCAAAAUUCCAUCAAUAUGCCUCAAAGAAUGAACAUAAUCAUGAAUUUCUGAAUGUUGUUUCUUAUUUGCAAUUACAGGAUAUAACCAAAACUAUUUUAUGCGAUACAGAAAGUUUGGAUUUGACGCUGGCCACUCUGAAGAAUAAAGGAAUUGUAGAAAUUAAAUCUAAACAUGAAUUAAUAAGCGAGCAAGCCGCUGAGAACAAUCAUAAUGUUGCUUUGAGCGAGAAGUAUAUCAAGUUUGCAAAGCCUGGCAAUAAAAAGGUAAUUCCAUUUUCGGAUGUUGAUAUUGGAAUACUACAGCUCUGUGAAACAAGAACACAUUUGCAGCAGACCAUUAAUAACACUUGCCAGGAAAUGGAGAGUUGUACUCAGAAAGCAAAGGAGUUACUUAAAAACAAGCAACGGACCAUGGCAUUGGGUGCACUUCGGAAAAAGAAAAGACUAGAAAUAUCACUCAGUAAUAAAGAGCAAAAUUUAAACAACAUUGAAGAGCUGUUAGAAAGUUUAAACCAAUGUAAAACUGAUAAAUUGCUUAUGGAUACUUAUAAGAGUGCUGUUGCUGCUCAUAAAAAGGCUUCAAAAGGACUCUCACUUGAUGUGGUGCAAAGCACAAUGGAUGACGUAGCAAAUGUUUUGGAUAACCAGUCCGAAGUCAGUGAAAUUAUUUCUACCCCAGUAUCCUGUGAAAAUACUUCUGAUGAUGAUUUAGAAACAGAGUUAGCUGCAUUAAUAAACGGUCCUACAGAUACCAUUGGUUUAGAAGAUAUAUGUAAUAAAAUGACAACGGUUACUCUUGAACCAGGGAUUGUUGAUCUUCCUAUUCCACCAACUCAUUCACCUGGCCGUACAGAAACUACAACAAGAAAUGUUCAAACGAAUCAUACUCAUAAAAUUAGCCUUACAAGCUGACCAAAAUCAUUAGUAGCAAUAGGGGCUUUUCUCUGCCUAAAAUGAUAACCACAGAGGUGCCACACAAUACUAACCAUUUUAUAGUGUACUAUUUGAGAUGCAAUAGAACUUUAGUAUGCCAUGAGAUUUAAAACUUUGGAAUCCAAAAGCUAUAAUUUGCCAAUUAGCAGGUGAUGAAAACACUGCUCAAGUCAAAUGUUAUUGGUUAUCUCAUUCACGUUUGAGAAUGCCUGGUUCAAAAAGUGGGAAAGUAUGUUGACUAGCCAGUACUUCGCCACAUCCUUCAACCAAAUCAGCUUGUUUCUUAUCCCACGGGAAAACCCUUUUCUUGCCGCAAAUCAGAACAGAUAGCAUGUUUGAAUCCUUAUUUAGUUGUGGCACAUAUAUACUCACUUUCCUUUUUUCUUCAGAAUGAUUACAUUAUGUUAUAGCUUGGUGGCAUUUAGAUGUUUUUCUAUUAUUAUGUGAAUGUAAUGGUUUCCGAUGAGCAUGGUCAAUAAGAUACAUUAUCUCUGUGUCUGCAAUUGUGGUUUUCUACAUUUUCACAUUGUUUCACUGAUAAUAUAUAAAAUCUGUAUUUAUUGCUGAAAUAUAAAUUUAAUCGUUGACUGCAAUUGAAUUGGCUGAAAACUUUAA